CUCAACUCAAAGUAUUCUAAGGGCUUCGAAAAUGUACUGCAACAAACUUCUUUUAAUACUUGCCGUUGUUGUUCUUGUGCAUGGUGUGGCACUGGAAAGCAGAAAUGCUAAAAAUAGCUAUGGCUUUGGAGUGAGGGCGGCAAGAGAGAUAAGAAUUGCUCUAUCUUGUCAUAAUCCGCCGACGAUGACUGUACCCUCAUCCUGCCGUUACGAGCCGUUAAGGUCUGGGUCUGAUUUCGGACGGAUUCUGUUGCCUCCACCCAGGUCCAACUAUCUUAGGCACACUGAAGUUCCACCAUCGCCUGGUACUAAACACCAGAUUCCGUUAGGCCCGCUACCACCUCCGCCACCGCCACCGCCCAUGCCGCCUAUGCCUCCUUCUGCUUAUUAGUUUACUUUCAUAAUUCAUUUGUCACUUGUGUAACCGAUAUAACUUACGUACCUACAUCUUCAGAGCGAUUCAAUAAGGAGAUUUUUACUAUUUCGACUUACUCAUGUUCAGCUCAUCGUCCUCUAUCCUAGGCUUAGGGCAUUUCUCCUGUUAGCUAGUUUCCAUCUUUUAAUGCCAUUAUUUGAACUUCAGUGUCAGCCUAAUGUGCGAUUAAGAAUCCAAAGACAACUUUCUGAAGAUCCUAAAAAUGUCGAUAGAGAAUUGUCUGUAUUUUUGGUCUUUCUCAAUAUAUACAGGUUCAUGCUACUGGCUACUGCUGCC
Oldenlandia corymbosa var. corymbosa is the source of this 712-nucleotide messenger RNA. The record is from the annotation of a GenBank genome assembly. NCBI's taxonomy places the organism in Eukaryota, Viridiplantae, Streptophyta, Magnoliopsida, Gentianales, Rubiaceae.